This is a messenger RNA of Capsicum annuum, 5859 nucleotides long. Its product is annotated as lysine-specific demethylase 5A. Bases 279 to 5807 code for a protein of 1842 amino acids. The transcript has 34 exons. NCBI's taxonomy places the organism in Eukaryota, Viridiplantae, Streptophyta, Magnoliopsida, Solanales, Solanaceae. Gene Ontology annotation, cellular component: nucleus. Gene Ontology annotation, biological process: chromatin remodeling. Gene Ontology annotation, molecular function: histone demethylase activity; DNA binding. The record is from RefSeq and is a predicted model, not a curated record.
AAAAAAAAAAAAAGAAAAAAAAAAAAGUAAAAAGCUAAAAGAAGACUUGACAAAAACACCGUUUUCUUGGUUUCCAACUAAAGACCAAACAAGAGAGAUCUAAAACACUAAAAAUAAAACACACCCACGUUCAGAAAGAUAGUUUUUUUCUUUUGUUGGUAGUUUUUUUCUUUUGUUGGGAGGGACAAGAAUCUAUCAAGACUCAAUUUUUAUGUGUUCUUUAUUCAAAGAUUUUGCAUGUGGGUAUUGAUUAUCUUGAUGAAAUAGUGGUUACAUUAAUGGGGAGAGGGAGGCCUAGGGCUGUAGAGAAAGGAGUGUUAGGGCAAAAUACAAGUACAUCCCCAUGUAGUGGGAUAUUGAAUAUACCAUCGGGGCCAGUGUAUUAUCCAACUGAGGAUGAAUUCGAGGACCCUUUAGAGUUUAUUUACAAGAUCAGGCCAGAGGCUGAGAAAUAUGGUAUUUGUAAAAUUAUCCCACCUAAGAGUUGGAAACCCCCUUUUGCAUUGGAUUUGAAUUCCUUUACAUUUCCAACGAAAACACAAGCUAUUCAUCAGUUACAGGCUCGGUGCGCGUCCUGUGAUCCGAAGACAUUUGAAUUGGAAUACAAUAGGUUCUUAGAGGAGCAUUGUGGGAAGAAGGCGAAGAAACGUGUUGUGUUUGAGGGUGAGGACCUAGAUUUGUGUAAGUUGUAUAACUUUGUUAAACGGUUUGGAGGAUAUGAUAAAGUAGUGAAGGAGAAGAAGUGGGGUGAGGUUUUUAGGUUUGUUCGGCCUGCUGGGAAGAUUUCGGAGUGUGCCAAGCAUGUAUUAUUCCAAUUGUACCUGGAACAUUUGUAUGAUUAUGAAGAGUACUAUAAUAAGUUAAAUAAGCUGGGAAAUAGAAGUUGCAGGAGAGGAAACCAAAGUGAGAGGAAAAGGGAGUCAGACUGUCAAUUCUCAAGUUCUAAGAAAAGGAGAAAGAAUAGUGAGUCUGAUCGAACUGAAAUAUGUAAGGUGAAGGAGGAAGCACACGAUCAAAUAUGUGAGCAAUGCAAAAGUGGAUUACAUGGGGAGGUGAUGCUUCUCUGUGAUCGAUGCAACAAGGGAUGGCAUAUGUACUGUUUAUCACCACCUUUGCAACAAAUUCCACCCGGAAACUGGUAUUGCUUGCAGUGCUUGAAUUCCGAAAAGGAUAGCUUCGGUUUCACACCUGGCAGAGAGUUACCAUUGGAUGCAUUUAGGCGCAUCGCUGAUCGUGCCAAGAAAAAAUGGUUUGGUUCCACAUCAAUUUCACAAGUGGAAUUAGAGAAGAAGUUCUGGGAAAUCGUGGAGGGAUCAGCUGGGGAGGUUGAAGUGAAGUAUGGCAGUGACUUGGAUACUUCCAUAUAUGGCAGUGGAUUUCCACGUGUAACCGAUGAAAAACCAUCAUCAGUUGAACAAAGUACAUGGGAUGAAUAUUGCGCUAGUCCAUGGAACCUCAAUAACUUACCCAAGUUGCCAGGUUCGAUGCUACGAACUGUACAUCAUAGCAUUGCUGGUGUUAUGGUGCCUUGGCUGUAUAUUGGGAUGCUAUUCUCUUCAUUCUGCUGGCAUUUUGAAGACCACUGCUUUUACUCCAUGAAUUAUCAUCACUGGGGAGAGCCAAAAUGUUGGUAUAGUGUUCCUGGAAGUGAAGCCCAAGCUUUUGAGAAGGUAAUGCGUAAUAGCCUUCCUGAUCUGUUUGAUGCGCAACCAGACCUGUUAUUUCAGCUUGUAACCAUGCUGAAUCCACGUGUGUUGCAAGAAAAUGGUGUUCCUGUUUAUAAUGUGUUACAGGAGCCUGGGGACUUCAUUAUUACCUUCCCCAGAUCGUAUCAUGGAGGCUUCAACUGCGGCUUAAAUUGUGCUGAGGCUGUCAAUUUUGCCCCUGCCGACUGGUUACCUCAUGGCGGUUUUGGAGCAGAGCUUUACCAACUUUAUCGCAAAGCUGCUGUUUUGUCUCAUGAAGAGCUGCUCUGUGCAGUUGCCCGGAGUGAAUUUGACAGCAAGGCAGCACCUUACUUGGAAAAAGAAUUGGUCAGGGUUUAUUCUAGAGAAAAGUCUUGGAGAGAGCGGCUUUGGAAAAAUGGCAUUGUCAAUUCUUCUCCCAUGCCGCCUCGUAUGAAACCUGAAUAUGUGGGCACAGAAGAGGACCCUACAUGCAUCAUAUGCCAGCAAUAUUUGUAUCUUUCUGCUGUAGCGUGCAGCUGUGCCCCCUCAUCUUUUGUUUGUCUUGAGCACUGGGAACAUUUGUGUGAAUGUAAGCCACAAAAGCGUCGACUGCUUUAUCGUCACACCCUUGCUGAAUUGAAUGAUAUGGUGCAUCUUACUGAUAGGAGUAAUAAUGAAGAGGCUGCAAAAAAUAUCAACAGGCAACUUCUGUCUUCCCACAAUCCACCUGCUUUGUCAAAAAAGAUAAAAGGUGGCUCUAUCACACAAAUGCAACUUGCUGAAGAAUGGCUAAGAAAGUUCAGUAAGCUUCUCCAGAAUCCUUAUUCUUCAGAUGCUUAUCGUCGUGCAAUAAAGGAAGCCAAACAGUUUAUGUGGGCUGGUCAUGAAAUGGAUCCAGUAAGAGAUUUGGUGAAGAAGUUGAUUGAUGCUCAGAGUUGGGCUCAAUGUGUCAGGGACUCUCUCUCUAAAGUUGAAUCUUGGAUGUCUGAUCGCAAUAGUGAUGUAGCGAAGGUGCAGAUGGAAGUUGUUGACAAUUUGCUUAGCUUAAACCCCGUACCUUGUAAUGAACCUGCACAUCUCAGAUUGAAGGAUUUCCAAAAAGAAGCGAGCCAGCUGACUCUGGAGAUCGAUUCUGUUCUUUCAUCAUGCUCAAAUAUUCUUGUAUCUGAUUUGGAAACCUUGUACUCCAAGACCGUAGAUUGCCCCAUCCACAUCAUAGGAAGUGAGGAAUUGCAAUGCAAGCUGUCUUCAGCUAAGGCCUGGGCUGAAAGAGUAAGGAAAUGUGUGUCUGAGACUUAUGCAAGAGUUGAGGCAGAUAUUCUCUACAAACUAGAGAAGGAGAAUUUAAGCCUUCAAGUGCAACUUCCUGAAGGUGAAAUGCUCCUAAAUUUAAUUAGACAAGUGGAAUGUUGUCAAUCUCAGUGCUGUGAGAUGUUGAAAGGUUCUCUCAGUGUCAAGGAACUUGAAUCGCUUCUCAACAGAUGGGAUGGUUUUGCAGUUAACAUUCCAGAGCUUGAGCUUUUGAGACAAUACCAUAAAGAUACCGUGUCUUGGAUAGCGCGUGUUAAUAAUAUUCUGUUGGGCAUCAGCGAAAGGGAGGAUCAAGAAACUGUAGCCCAUGAGUUAACUUGCAUUCAAAAGGAUGCAUCAUUGCUUAGAGUUAAAGUUGAGGAGCUGCCUUGUUUGGAUAUUGAGCUAAAGAAGGCUCGCUGUAGGGUAAAAGCGCUGAAGGCACUUGGUUGCAAAAUGUCCAUGGAUUAUAUUGAGCAGCUUUUGAUGGAGGCUAGCAUAUUGCAGAUUGAGAAAGAGAAGUUGUUUGCUGAUAUUUAUGAGGUAAAAAAAAUUGCUGUAUCCUUAGAGGAAAGAGCCAAGCGCCUCCUUAGAAACAAGGAAGAAAUAUCUGAAUUUGAGGAUGUUGUAAGGGCUUCAGAGGAGAUUUCUAUGAUUUUUCCUUCUCUUGAUGAAGUCAAGGAUGCGGUAUCGGUGGCUAAGUCUUGGCUAUCUAGGUCACAGCCCUUUUUAUCACGUGAUUCUAUGGAACUUGGUUCAAGUCUUUCUCUUGAAGUUGAAAAUUUGAAGAUAUUGGUAUCAGAAUCUAAGCUUCUGAAGCUAUCUCUGAGAGAACAACUGAUGAUUCAAACAUUGCUUGAUACUUGCACCAGAUGGGAGCAGGAUGCUUGCUCUGCUUUGCAUGAUACAGAGUGGCUGUUGAAUGUCGAAAAUAUAGAUGACGAAAUACUUAGCAGACAUAGUAAAAUUGAAAAACAAAUUCAAGCCAUAGAAUCUGUUGUAGAAGCAGGUCAAGGUCUUGGUUUCAAGUUUGAUAUGGUUCCAAAACUUCAAGAUGCUUGUUCUACUCUUCGUUGGUGCUUUAGGGCUCUAUCUUUUGCUACUGCAAUUCCAACACUUGAGGAAGUCAAGACGAAUUUGGAGAUCGCGAGCCACCUUCCUGUUAUGUAUACAACUUGCAGUUUGUGUAUUGCCUUAAUUGAUUGGGUGAAUUGGCUUAAUAGAGCUUUGGAAGUCUCCAGUCAGUCCACUGCUGGAAGAUCCAACUUAAGUGAUGCUGAAGAAGUUCUCAGACAGUAUCAGAACGUUCUUGUCUCAUCUCCUGCAAUGAUUAGUCAGCUUCAGAAGGCUAUUGAGAAACACAACUCAUGGCUGGAUCAGGUGCAUUUAUUUUUUGCCCUCGACUUUACGGAUCGAUCAUGGGAUCAGUUGCUGCAACUUAAGGAAAAAGGGAAUAAUGAUGCCUUCAGUUGCUCAGAACUGGACAUGGUUUUUUCUGAGGUGCAUAAGACAGAGGAGUGGAAGCGCCGGUGUGAGGAUGUCUUACAUCCUUCAGUCAGAGAUGCUCACCUGCUUACAGCUCUUUCACAGACUGAAAACGCACUUGAGAGAUCAAUCAGCAUUUGUGAGUAUUCUAACCGGACCAAUGCAAGGGCGUUAUGUAUAUUCUGCUCACUUGAUGGUGUGAACCAGAAGCUUUUGACAUGUUCUACUUGCAAUGACUGCUUCCACUUGCAGUGCAUUGGAGGGUCACCAGGAGAUCCCAAUGAUUCUAAAGUUUUUAGUUGUCCUUAUUGUCAUUUUAUGAACAGUGGAAAAAUAUCGAGAAAUGGAAGUGAUCCUCUGAAUAUUGGAAGGAAGAAGUUCAAGUUGCACAAGCUUGUUGAGCUCUUAUCAGAUGAUGAACAUCUAUGUUUAUGGAUUCAGGAAAGAACUGUACUUCAUCAAAUUGCUCAAAAAGCUCUCGAUUUCAAAGCUCGUGUAGAAGAGAUCGUCAAGUUUGUUUUGUCUUAUUCAGAUAAAGAUCUUAGCAUUAUUGCUAAAAAGUUAUGUGUCGCUUUGAAGGCUGUACAUGUUGUUGGUGCAUAUGAUUCCGAGUCGAACAGCAAAAUCGAGCUGGCAUUAGCAAGAACUUCUUGGAAAAUCAGAGCUCAGAGAUUAUUAGACGGUUCACACAAACCCUCAAUUCAAGUGCUUCAACGGCAUUUAAAAGAGGGACUAGCUGUCGGCAUUCCUUCAGAAGAUUAUUUUAGACAGAGGCUGACCGAAGUGAAGAACAUUGCGUCGCAGUGGGCUGAUAUGGCAAAGAAGGUUUCAACAGAUGGGGGCGCACUUGGAUUGGAUAAGGUUUUUGAGCUCAUCAUGGAGGGUGAAAAUUUACCCGUGUCAUGUGAAAAGGAGCUUAAGUUACUAAGGGAUCGGAGUAUGCUUUAUUGCCUUUGUCGGAAACCUUAUGAUCAGAGACCGAUGAUUGCUUGUGAUAAAUGUGAUGAAUGGUAUCAUUUUGAUUGCAUCAAGUUAUGCUCACUGCCAAAAGUUUACAUUUGCCCUGCAUGUUGUUGCAUGGAGGGAGAGGAUUUUGCAUCAAUGUCAACAAGCGGCGAAGAGAGGGUCAUCAGUGGCAAACACGAGGUACCUCAGACGCCUUCCCCGCGACACAGAGAAUCAACAAGGAAAUCAAGAAAAACCAAAUGGGAGAGAGUGGAUGUUGCUGCUAAUAUAUCAAGUACUAGUAAUAUUGAACAGUUAUUCUGGAAAAAUAGGAAACCAUAUAGAAGAGUAGCUCGUAGAAGGUCACAGUUUGAGAGCUUAUCUCCCUUUAUUAUUGUGCAAAAUAGUUCAUCUGUGUAAAUACCUUAUUUUUGGUCUCUUAUCGAUUCUCAUUUUUUUGAGCCUUUGGCAA